GCUUACUACAUAACGCAUUUUUGACCCGGAUGGCCUUCCAUAGAAAUACAACACAGGCACGAUUCUCAUACCGAGAGUCAGAGCAAUGACACACGCCCCCUUGUUCGAUCCAAUUAUUCAAUAUGGCGGCUAUAGCAAAAAGGAAGCGAAUAAUCAGCUCAGAAUUCACAAAUACAAACAAUGAAAAUGAAAAUGCUUUAAUGAGACCACAUGCUAAUGAGGCUGGACGCGAAGACAGCACACAUAAUCCGCAGUUUGUGGAAGGCUCCAUAGUUCGGAUUAAAAUGUGCAACUUCCUAACCUAUGACUUCUGCGAGGUGUAUCCAGGACCAAAUUUAAACAUGAUCGUGGGAGCUAAUGGUACAGGGAAAUCUAGCAUAGUUUGUGCAAUCUGUUUGGGUCUAGCCGGAAAGACUUCCUUCAUUGGUAGAGGAGAUAAAAUUGGACUUUAUGUGAAGCGGGGAUGCAACAAAGGCAGCAUUGAAAUUGAGCUUUACAAGCCUGAUGGGAACCUUGUGAUUACUCGAGAAAUUCAAGUUGAAAACAAUCAGUCAACGUGGGCGAUAAAUGGGAAGCAUGCAACUCAGAAAAAUGUGGAAGAAAAGGUUGCAGCCCUUAAUAUUCAAGUGGGCAAUCUUUGUCAAUUCUUGCCACAGGAGAAAGUUGGAGAGUUUGCAAAAAUGUCAAAAAUUGAACUGCUUGAAGCAACUGAGAAGUCAAUUGGGCCUCAAGAGAUGUACAAGUUUCACUGUGAUUUAAAAAACUUCCGUUCUAAGGAGAGGGAGCUAGAGAAUUUGUGCAAAGAGAAAUCGAGUUUCCUGGAAAAAAUGAAGCACAGAAAUGAGCGCUAUAAACAGGAUGUGGAACGUUAUUACGAGAGGAAACGACACUUGGAUAUGAUCAACAUGCUGGAGAGGAAAAAGCCUUGGGUGGAAUACGAAACUGUUAGGACGCAGUAUGAAGGUACGAAGAAUGAGCGCGACCAGGUGAAAAAAGAUUUGAAAAAGCUGAAGGAUGACCAGGCACCGAUGCUACGCAAAAUCCAGGCUUUUGACAGGCAAAUUGAAGUCAUUGAGAAGAAGAUGAAGGACAAGUCUUUGGAGAUCAAAGAAACAUCACAAAAGUGUAAGCAGAAACAAGACAUGCUGGAUCGUAAGGACAGAGAGAUUGAAGAUAUACAGCAGGCCCUAAAUCUUAAGCGGGAUGAAGAGACGGACCGGCAGAAGAGGAUUAAUAACACGCGACGCAUGAUCAAAGACUGGCAGAACGAACUGAGCAGCAUCGGUGACCUGGACCACGUGCAGCCUCAGAUAGAUGACAUCAACUGCCAGCUGCGGCAGAUUCAAGAGGAGAAGGCCAGUGCUGAUGGCGAGCGCACAGACCUGAAGAGGGAGAGGGACAACCAGGAGAGUGAGAGGAGAAGACUAGCUAAUCACUCCAAGAAAUUGGAAGAUAUGAUGAACAUGAAACAGGAGAAACUUCGGGAGCGGUAUCUAGACACCUAUAAGGCAUUCACGUGGCUGAGAGAAAACAAGGAGCGGUUCAAAGGCAAAGUCUACGAGCCCAUGAUGCUUGUGAUAAGUGUGAAAGAUCCAAGAAGUGCAAAGUUUGUUGAGAACCACAUUCCACUUAAUGAUCUCAGGGCCUUUGUAUUCCAAAAACAAGAAGAUAUGGAAAUAUUCCUUAAGGAGGUACGUGACACCCAGAAAUUAAGGGUAAAUGCUGUCCUCGCACCUACCCAGUCAUGUGCAAACAGGCCUCCAUCAAGACCAAUCGAGUACUUCCAACGUUACGGAUUUUACUCAUUCUUGCGAGAGCUGAUUGAUGCCCCAGAAGAGGUGAUGAGCUAUCUCUGCCACCAAUACAGAUUGAACGAGGUCCCUGUUGGGACUGAGAAGACCAAGGCAAUGAUUGAGACAGUUAUAAGAGAGUCCCAGCUGAGACAGUUUUACACAGCAGAAGAAAAAUAUAUUGUGAAAAAGUCCAACUACACCAACAAGACAAUUUCCAGUAACUCUGCUCUGCGCCACCCUCAGUUCCUCACAUUGACUGUGGAUGCUGAUGAAAGAACGCAGCUAGAGGAACAGCUAAAGAUGAUUCAACAAAAGAUGCAGACAUUGGAUUCACAAAUGAAGGCCCUGUCGGAACGUCAGAAUGUGCUGGAUCGUAGGGACAAUGAGCUCAGAGUGCAAAAGAAAGACCUGUCUGAGCUGAAGGGAAAGAAAAGGCAACUGGAACAGAAAAUUAGCACCAAACAAGACAGUUUGAAGCAGAUGGAACAGUAUGCCAUCAAUCUACAACAAGAAGAAGAACGGACGAAAGCGAAGAUAAAGGCAGUCAAUGUCCAGAAAGUUAAGCUUGUAUCCGAACUCAUGCUGCUUAUAAAAGACUGUGCAAAACUGAACAUGGAGAAGGUGAACCUGUCUCUUGAAAGUACUGAGCUGAAUGCCCAGAAGAGCAAGCUAGAGACUGAGUGCAGAGAAGGGUCUUCACAACUGAAAAACAUGGAGAAACAGUACACAGAGUUGGAGAAGAGAAAGAUUUCACUGAUGGAGAACUGCAAGGCAUUGUUGAAGAAAGCAAAGGACAUGUGUAAUUUGGAUCCAGGGCAGAGUGCUGUUCCAGAAGAGCUCCAGUCUGGGUUCCGUAAGCUUCCAGAUACUCUGGAUGAAAUAGAUGCUUUACUUCAUGAGGAGAGAUCAAGAGCCUCUUGCUUCACUGGCUUAAAUGCUUCAGUUGUUGAUGAGUACACAAAGAGGACCCAGGAAAUUGAGAACUUAACAAAAGAACUAGCAGAAAAGAAAACUGAAUUGGAUAAUUACAGGCAGAAUAUUUCCCAGGUAAAAGAAAGGUGGUUAAAUCCACUGAAACAGCUUGUAGAGCAAAUCAAUGAGAAGUUUGGUGAUUUCUUCAGUUCCAUGCAGUGUGCUGGGGAGGUGGACCUACAUUCAGAAAACGAGGAGGAAUAUGACAAGUAUGGAAUUCGCAUUCGAGUGAAGUUUCGCAGCAGCACCCAGCUCCAUGAGCUCACUCCACAUCAUCAGAGCGGCGGCGAGCGCAGUGUUUCCACCAUGCUGUACCUCAUGUCGCUGCAGGAGCUCAACCGCUGCCCUUUCCGAGUAGUGGAUGAAAUUAAUCAGGGUAUGGACCCAGUCAAUGAACGGCGUGUUUUUGAAAUGGUGGUCCGCACAGCUUGCAAGGGAACCACUUCUCAGUACUUCUUUAUUACACCCAAACUGCUACAGAAUCUGACAUAUGCUGAUGAGAUGACUGUCCUGUGCAUACACAAUGGGUCCCACAUGCUGCCUCCUACAAAGUGGAACUUGAAAGCUUUCUACAGAAGACGACAGCGAGUUCAGCGGAUGUUAGCCCAGUGAAGAGAGCUUCAACUUGCUUUUCAGUGCACAGCUCUUCUCAGAGUGGUAGUAGUACCUGUUGAGUCAGUUAACUGCAGUAUUUGGAAAAUGGAUGCUGAUGGAAUUCCAGUGAAUUCUCAUGUGUGUUCUGUAUUUAUGUAAUCAGUUCCCCUAUAGUUCUUUUACUUAACA
This is a messenger RNA of Polyodon spathula (Mississippi paddlefish), 3548 nucleotides long. RefSeq names its product structural maintenance of chromosomes 5 (gene smc5). Lineage: Eukaryota; Metazoa; Chordata; Actinopteri; Acipenseriformes; Polyodontidae. The transcript is spliced from 24 exons. Bases 123 to 3377 code for a protein of 1084 amino acids. Gene Ontology annotation, biological process: double-strand break repair via homologous recombination. Gene Ontology annotation, molecular function: ATP hydrolysis activity; ATP binding. Gene Ontology annotation, cellular component: Smc5-Smc6 complex. The record is from RefSeq and is a predicted model, not a curated record.